Molecule: messenger RNA, 1331 nt
Organism: Hippoglossus stenolepis (Pacific halibut)
Lineage: Eukaryota; Metazoa; Chordata; Actinopteri; Pleuronectiformes; Pleuronectidae
Gene: vma12
Product: transmembrane protein 199
Exons: 6
Coding region: 222-821 (199 amino acids)
Biological process (GO): vacuolar proton-transporting V-type ATPase complex assembly
Cellular component (GO): endomembrane system
Source: RefSeq, a predicted model, not a curated record
GUCACAUGGCAAACAACAUGGCCGCUUACUUGUUGUAAUAUUUCUACCUCUAGCUGUUGUUAGCGCUUGAACUCUCCGUUUCAUUGUGUACUGAUGUAAAACAGGUACAGUCCGUUUUCUUAUUGUUAUUAUUUGUACCCAGGCAGGUUUUCUUUGACUGUGAACGAACCUGGUGAUAGAUAGAGUCCGACUUCCCUGUCACAGUCCCCUGGAUUAAAACCAUGGCCUCAUCAUUUGUGGUCGGGGAUCAGUUCAGGAACAAGGUGACAGAGUUAUUAGAAAACACAGACUCAUCUCUGCCACAUCCACUGAGAGAAGAGCUGCAGGAGAUCCUCGACAAACCAGCAGCAGCGGCCCUGUCCUUCAGCACAGCAAGGAAACUCAAGAGAUUCCUUCAGGACCAAGGGCAUCCAUUCUACCUGCAUGAGUUGUUGGAAGACAGUUCACUGAACCUGCCUGAGUUUGUGAAGCCUCCCAGAAACCCUGAGCUGGUCGCACGUCUGGAGAGGAUCAAAACCAAAUUGGCCAAUGAGGAAUACAGUAGGAUCACACGUAAUGUCAACAGUCAGGAAAUCAACAGAAAUGGAACAUUAGCAGAUUUUGGACGGGAAGUGCGAUCAGCCAAAGCAGUGGUGGUAACCGUAUUCAACUUCCUGGUCACAGUGGUUGCUGCCUUUGCCUGUUCAUACAUGGGCAGUCAGUACCUGUUCACUGAAACAACAGCGAGAGUGAUAUCAGCUGUCAUCGCAGCAUCAGUAGUCGGUCUGGCUGAGCUUUACGUCCUGGUCCGGACCAUGGAGGGAGAUCUAGGAGAGCCAUAGCAGCCGUGCACAACAAAUGAGGGAAACACAAAUCUUUGUAAGCGAACCCAGCCAGGUCAGAAUAUCUGGAUUUGAGGGGAGUUUAGUGAAAACAUUCUGUACAUUUUGCUUUAAAUUUGGUGGUAUGAGUUUAAAGUUACUGAGAAUUUACAAAUGAAUGACACUAGUACCACUAAAGGGAGGCUGGAAAAUUACAAGAAAGCAAAAUGAUUUAAAAUAACUGAAUAUCUGUGACUGAGAUACAUCUGCUUAAUCUGACAUUCCAAUGAUUCACGCUUUUUAAAUUAAAUCUAAACACGAGUCAAAUUUUCUAUUUAUUUAAAGGUAUUUUAUAUUUCAUAUUUUUCCUGAAACUACAUACUUUAGUUUUUCUUCCUCCUCGUUCUCCUUGGCACUUCCCUAUACAAAUUGAAUGUUGCUAAUUUUUCUGUGAUUUCUUCUAUUCUGUUCUCAGAUGUAAUUAUAUUUUUGUGUUCAAUAAAAUCAUCAGUGGUGACUGAAGAUAAUCCA